AUGGCUCCAUUCACUACCAAUACUGCUAACUUAUCAUUCCAUACUCAUGCUUUCAGAUCUUAUGAUCACUCAUUCAAUAGUUUCCCAUCUGCAAAACAAUCAAAUCAUAGUAAUACAGUGAGGAGGAUAAAGCUGAAUAGUGUGAUAAGGAUGAGAGCCAUCAGAGAUGAUCAUGAUUCUUCUUCUUCUUGUUUUCUUCCAACAAUGACUUUGUAUGAUGUGUUGUGUGUUCCACAGAGCGCUGAAUUGGGUGAAGUGAAGAAGGCGUACAGGGAGAAGGUCAGAAUAUACCACCCUGAUGUCUGCCCGCCUGAGGAGAAAGAAAAAUCCUGCAAAAUGUUUCUUCUAGUGCAGGAGGCUUAUGAGACUCUGUCUGAUCCCAUGCUAAGGGCUGAUUAUGAUUUGAACCUCCUUUUCAAUCCUCAGUUAUUGUUGUCACAGAAGAGAAAUAUGAAGCCCAACUGGGCAGAUCAGAUUGAAAGUCUUAGAGUGAGGUCGAGGAGUGGUGAGAGGAAGACAUGGGGAGAGAAAAUGCGGCGCUCCAGAGAAGAAAUGGCGGCGCAUUGA
This is a messenger RNA of Cryptomeria japonica (Japanese cedar), 567 nucleotides long. RefSeq names its product chaperone protein dnaJ 20, chloroplastic-like. The transcript has a single exon. The record is from RefSeq and is a predicted model, not a curated record. Lineage: Eukaryota; Viridiplantae; Streptophyta; Pinopsida; Cupressales; Cupressaceae. The coding region runs from base 1 to 567 and encodes 188 amino acids.